Molecule: messenger RNA, 2310 nt
Organism: Neoarius graeffei (lesser salmon catfish)
Lineage: Eukaryota; Metazoa; Chordata; Actinopteri; Siluriformes; Ariidae
Product: ras-related protein Rap-2a
Exons: 2
Coding region: 607-1158 (183 amino acids)
Biological process (GO): Rap protein signal transduction; negative regulation of cell migration
Cellular component (GO): plasma membrane
Molecular function (GO): GTPase activity; GTP binding; GDP binding
Source: RefSeq, a predicted model, not a curated record
UCCUUCUCUUGGUGUUGGCUACGGAAGCCGAGUCGGGGAAGCGGCUGGUAACGCGGCGGUGGCGCUUGUGGGUCUCCACCCGAGAGCAUGGCGACCGCGGAUGUGUCGGUGCGCGGAAGAAGAGGCGAAAGGAAAGCACAGAGGAGGGACUGUUUUCUCUAAACCGCUAACAUUCAGCUGCUCUAAAGACAAUCUGUUGUUGUUAUUUUAAUUUUUAGCUGCGAGAUUCCGGGUGAAGCUUUGUUAGCUUAGCCAGUACCGCAGCUAAUGUUCCUGUGCGCAGGAGUAGCACCGUUUUUCCUCCUCGGAUGAUUUAGCCGCCGUUGGGAGGCGUGCAGCAGCCUGGAUUGCGGUAAAAGUGGCGAUGAUGCACCGCUUCGUCUCCGUUUCCUCGCUGGGGCUCCGCGCCUUUGUGCGCCGCUUGUUUACUUCGCCAAGCUAAAGGCAAGAAGGGGCGCCAGGAGCAGCAGCAUGGGAGCCGCUCUGUCACCGGCAUUAUAGCGAAACUUGGUCUUUGAUUCCGCGUUUUAAAUGAAGAAUACCGGGUGCUAGUGCACACUUUCUGUUGUUUGUUGUUUCUCCGCCUUGAACGGUGCGUUAAAAGCGAUGCGCGAGUACAAAGUGGUGGUGCUGGGCAGCGGCGGCGUGGGCAAGUCCGCCCUCACUGUGCAGUUCGUCACCGGCACGUUCAUCGAGAAGUACGACCCGACCAUCGAGGACUUUUACCGCAAGGAGAUCGAGGUGGAUUCGUCGCCCUCGGUGCUCGAAAUCCUGGACACGGCGGGCACGGAGCAGUUCGCCUCCAUGCGCGACCUGUACAUCAAGAACGGUCAGGGCUUCAUCCUGGUGUACAGCUUGGUGAACCAGCAGAGCUUCCAGGACAUCAAGCCCAUGCGGGACCAAAUCAUCCGUGUGAAAAGGUAUGAGAAGGUGCCGGUGAUCCUGGUGGGCAAUAAAGUGGAUCUGGAGAGUGAGCGGGAGGUGUCGGUGAACGAGGGUCAGGCUCUGGCUGAGGAAUGGGGCUGCCCCUUUAUCGAGACCUCCGCCAAGAGCAAGACCAUGGUGGAUGAACUGUUUGCCGAAAUCGUGCGACAGAUGGACUACGCAGCGCAGCCCGACAAAGACGAUCCCUGCUGCUCCUCCUGCAAUAUACAAUAACCCUCCAUCACGAGGGCUCGUGCAAACUCACACUCACAUAUGCACACGUCACACACCGCACAUACAUGCACAAACAUGCAGGCACAGUCAUAUACAUUUACAAAAUACACAUAAAUUUCAGUAGAUGUUCUUUCUGGUGCAUCAGCUUUCUCAUAGUGUAAUUCAUUCUGGCGUGUAUAUGUCCGAAUGAGGAGGUUUGAUCACUUUACCUGACUGACUCACUAAGAAGUGCACUGGCCUUAUGCGUGAGGGUCCUGUUUCCUAAUGGAGUAGGGGUGUGCAUUACUCCUGAGGUUUAACACUAUUUAACCAUUUUGAUAAUUUUUUUUUCAUGAAUUGUUUUCCUGUUGACCCAUUUUGAUGGAAGAUGCGCUUCUAAUCACAUAACUUAGAGCUCUUACAGCUGAGGGAUCGACUUCCACAACCUCAGCCAUUAAACUUUAAUAAAAGAUUGAUUAGAGGUAGAAAAAGAUAAGAUGAAACACCCACUCCAACACUACCAAAAAAAUACAUUUCAAACACGUCCUUUCCCCCUUUGGUCUCAGUUGUUCUGAAGGAUGGAAUUGUAGAUUAUUCUGUUUUGGGGUUUUUGUUGUUUUUUUGUUUCCUCCUUGAACAUCAGUGUGAUGUUGUGUAUCAGUUGUGUGUUCUCUAUCUGGGAGAUGAUGACAGGACUCUGACCACAGAAAUCCCAGGCCUCUUUCAGUUACUGUGGAGCUUUCAUCAUCCACUGUUUGAAUUUUGCUCCGAGUUGGGUUAAACAUUCUUCACAUGGUGCCAUCAAACUCCACUCUAGGGCUAGCGUUUCAUAUAAAAGGUGCACAGGGAGAAAACCAAUUUCAAACAGUAAAGAUGAUGAUGAUGACGACGACGGUUAUCUACGUAAAUACCCAUGUGAAUUUUGCCAGUUCCACUCUGGCUCGUCCUUGCUGUGGGCUUGUGGACUGAGUGCAUGGCCAGAAAACUGAGCAGCCUGAAACCGAUUUAAAGAGUUUGAGCCAAAACGACGAUCACUCCGGUCAGACCAGAGCAGCGAGGUGCUGUGUAUUCAUUGUUGAUUUUAUAUUUUUUUAUGUGAACAUUUAUUUUCUCCUUCUUGGAUGAAUGAUGACACUCUUUCAUUUGGCACCUCAAUAAAAUGUGUUCAACACA